AUGAGUCAAAGGAAAGUUAACAAAUCCAGAGAUACAAGGCCCGAUAUUAGUGAACUUGAACCUGCGAUAAAAGAAUGCGUCCGGUAUAUACUUUGUCGAGAAGGAGGCAAAAUACCGAUAAAACGCGGCGAUAUUAAUAAACACCUUAAUACUGUGUGCCAAACACCCCAAAAUCAAGUGUCUGCUAUUAUUGUCGAAGCUAACAAAGUUUUAAAAAAGGUAUAUGGUUAUGAACUGCUGGAGGUGGCCGCCAAUGCUGGUAAACAAUACAUAGUAAUUCUGAGUCAAGAAUGUAAAUCUAUUUUACCACCAAUCAUAGAUGAGCAUCAACGUAAAUUAUUAAUAGCAGCGCUUAUGCAUAUAUUUAUGAGUGGAGCACCAGUCAAAGAAGAGGAUAUGUAUAAAUUCCUGACGGAUGCUGGUUUACUAGAAGAAAACGACCAUGCCAGCCGAAAGCUAUUAACCACCACAUUUACUAGGCAGAUGUACUUAGAAUAUUCUAAAGUUAAAGUUACGGAAAGCAAUGUUACAAGAUGUGAAUUUACGUGGGGUCAGAGAGCCGAGCACGAAGUUUCGAAGUUGUUCUUACUUAACAAAAUGGCUGAGGCUUUUGGGAAGACUCCUGAUCAUUGGUGUGAACAAUAUAAAGAAGCAACCAGAGAAACAUAG
Molecule: messenger RNA, 669 nt
Organism: Arctia plantaginis
Lineage: Eukaryota; Metazoa; Arthropoda; Insecta; Lepidoptera; Erebidae
Source: the annotation of a GenBank genome assembly